Molecule: messenger RNA, 861 nt
Organism: Acanthosepion pharaonis
Lineage: Eukaryota; Metazoa; Mollusca; Cephalopoda; Sepiida; Sepiidae
Source: the annotation of a GenBank genome assembly
AUGUGCACAUCUAUUAUUUCCUUUCCAUCAAUAUACUCAUAUCUAUCUAUCUAUCUAUCUAUCUAUCUAUCUAUCUAUCUAUCCCGGUGUGUACCUUUCUAUAUGUUCUCAGUAUUCCAUUUAUUGACUAUCAAUUUGAUUCCUCUUUUCUCUCUUUUCUUUUCCAUACGCAAAGGUUUGUCGCUUCUCCUCACUGACAAACCCAUCCAUAUUUUCCUCAUACAUAUUCAGUCAAUUCCGAUCUUUCCCGCCUUUUCCCCUCCUCUCUUUCCUUCCUUUUUCAACAUCGACCGCACUUUUCCAUAUUUCAUUUACAGUUUUUCACAAGCAUUCUUUGUCUUUUGUCCGCCUAGCCACAUUUUAAAGGAAGCCGAGAAACAAUGCGUCGAUUUUGUGAAUGCGUUUUUCAUUGUUUUAUUCGUUUUCCGCGCCACUUUUUCCCUCCCAAUCUAUCCAGUGCGCCAUUGUCUUGUUAUCGUACGCGCCUUGUCUCAGAGACACUCGACUGGCAAUACCUCGCAGGCAGCAAUGAGUCUUUUACAGGCAUCGGUGUUUCAUAUCUAUCUAUCUAUCUAUCUUAAUUUAUUCAUUAUCUAUAUAGGUUCAUAUCUAUCUAUCUAUCUAUCUAUCUAUUUUAUCUUUAUCUUAUUUGUUAAUUUUUCUAUCUAUCUAUCUAUCUAUCUAUCUAUCUAUCUCAGUCUGUUUAUAUCUAUCUCAAAAGAAAAGAUCUUGCUUCCUCAUGUUCAAGAGAGAAUCUAUCUAUCCAUCCAUCUAUCAAUCUCAGUCUAUUCAUAUCUAUCUAUCUAUCUAUCUAUCUAUCAAUCAAGAGAGAAAAUGAUGUCUAUUUAUCUAUCUAUCUGA